AUGACGUGGGAUACUCUAAAGCAAGAGUAUCUAGGUGGCAAGAAGGUGAUUACAGUGAAGCUGCAAUCACUAAGGAGAGAGUUUGAAACAGCUCUAAUGACGGACAAAGAAUCUGUCCAAGAAUACUUGUCACGUGUAUCCACUGUAGUACAACAAAUGCGGUCAUAUGGAGAAACAAUGACCAAUGAGCAUGUGGUUGGAAAAGUUCUAAGAAGUCUCACAAACAAAUAUGACCAUGUUGUAGCAGCUAUUGAAGAGUCAAAGGACAUGGCAGAUUACACCUUUGAUGAACUCAUGGGAUCCUUGCAAGCUCAUGAGGAGAGGCUCAAUAGAAAUGGUGAGAAGAAGGAAGAGAAGGCAUUCCAUGUGAAAGGAGAAUCCUCAAACAAGGAAAAGACAGGGCAAUUCAGUGGAAGAGGUAGAGGAAGAGCUGGCUCAAGAGGAAGGGUCCGUGGAAGAGGACAAAAUAAGGAAGGAAAAGAGCAAUCAUAUAAAGGUCCAGUCAAAUGUUACUAUUGCAAGAAGCCAGGCCACAAAGAAGCUAGCUGCUGGAAGAAGGAGGAGGAUGAACAAAAGGGUGAUCAAAAGUCCAAUUUUGUGGAGAAUGAGCAAAAGUUGUUCUUAGCACAAAGGGCAGCUGACAAUGAUGCAGGAGGUGACGUGUGGUAUAUUGACAGUGGGUGCUCCAACCAUAUGUCAAGUGCCAAGUCUAUGUUCAGAGAAUUGAAUGAAUCUUUAAAGAGCAAGGUGAGGCUUGGAGAUGAAAAACAACUUGAAGUGGAAGGAAGAGGCAUGAUUGCAAUUAAAACUGAGCAAGGAAACACUAAGCUAUUAUAUGAUGUGCAGUAUGUGCCAAAUUUGGCUCACUAUUUGCUGAGUGUGGGUCAAUUACUUAAUUCUGGAUAUUCAGUACUGUUUGAGAAUGAUUUCUGUUUGAUCUGUGAUAAGAAAUCCAAAGAAGUUGUAGUAAAGAUUGUUAUGGGGAGAAAUAGAAUGUUCCCUCUUGAUUUAUCUGGCAAUGUGAGCAAAGCACUGACAGUUAAAGGAGAUGAUGAUGGUGUCAGGAUUUAUAUAUUAUAA
Molecule: messenger RNA, 1080 nt
Organism: Glycine soja
Lineage: Eukaryota; Viridiplantae; Streptophyta; Magnoliopsida; Fabales; Fabaceae
Exons: 1
Coding region: 1-1080 (359 amino acids)
Molecular function (GO): zinc ion binding; nucleic acid binding
Source: RefSeq, a predicted model, not a curated record